This is a messenger RNA of Thelazia callipaeda (thelaziosis nematode), 555 nucleotides long. NCBI's taxonomy places the organism in Eukaryota, Metazoa, Nematoda, Chromadorea, Rhabditida, Thelaziidae. The record is from the annotation of a GenBank genome assembly.
AUGGCUUUGAUGAAGGGUGUUACAAAUUUUGGAUUGCGGGUUUUGAUACUUAUUUGUCUUGCCAAGUGCAACGUAAUUGAUUGGUCUACAAUACCAAUGCCACCACGUUUUAUUCAUGAACCCAAUGAUGCUACUAUUUAUUUUACGUUGGAAUCAACUCAAGUUUCUAAUGGUCAUAACCUAGAUUAUUUAAAGGAACGUACGUUAAGAUGUAUCGCUGAAGGUAAUCCACCCCCUGGAUAUAAAUGGAAAAAGAACGGUAAACCGUUCAAUUUAGCAAUGUAUUCGGAUCGGAUCGCUCAACGCCCUGGUGAAGGGUCAUUUGUAUUUUCUAAAUUAACCGCUGCUGAUGAAGGUGUUUAUCAGUGUGAAGCAACUAACGACAAUGGCACUGCUAUUUCGGAAAAAAUCACUCUUGAGCAAACAUGGAUACGGUACUUUCCAAAAGCUGAGCCAGAAAUUGUCCGUGUUGAUUUAGGCGAUCCUUAUCAGCGGAAUUGCACUCCACCAGAAUCUAAUCCACCUGCUCGAGUUUACUGGAUUUUCAAAGUAUAA